UUAGGAGUUUGAAGAUCUGGAUGAAAUUAUUGCCCGAUACAUUCAGCCCAUAGCAGCAACUGUUCGGGACAUCUUAAGUUUUAAGUAUUACAGAGAUUCUGAUGGAGGGAAAAGGGAAAUUUUGGACAAGUUGUUAACAGAGGAGAAGAAAAAAGCUGCAUUUAAAAUCCCCUACCUUAUGAGUGCCUCGCGUCAGUAUCCAGGGAAAUUCCUUCUUUCUUACAUGCCACGUAAUGUUGCCAGACACGAGUACGUGACCGUUGCUCCUGAGGGGAUCCGUUAUAGGCACCAGAAUUUCAAAUCGGUCAAUUCUUUGAUCAGAUGGUUCAAAGAGCAUUUUAGGGAUCCAAUUCCAGGAACACCUUCCAGUCGCACCCCAGCCCUGUCAGCCUAUACAACUCCUGCUGCACAUCAGACUCCAGGAAGGACACCUGUAGGCCGCACUCCAGUUGGUAUGUCUAAUGGGAUGUAUGGUCAUCACAUGGCAACGCCACAUGGAACCACCCCACGUGCUGCUCCAACAGCCACACCACACGGAACUACCCCACGAGCUGCCCCCACAACUACACCACAAAGACCGUAUGGAAGCUAUGGUUCUUUUCAGCCUGGUGUUACUCCAGUGAUGACCCCUAUGUUGACACCAUCAUCAUCUUUUCAACAUGGCGGCCACAUGACAACUCCUAGGACAGGCCCUCAUGUCAACAACACACCUUCAUAUCAACCAACACCUCGACCAAUGGUCGGCCCUGGGGCACCCUGGCCUGGUGCCACACCCAGAACCCCAGCAGCACGUACCCCAAGACAUGACAAAAACCAGGCAUCAUCUGCUGCAGACAUGGAUUGGGCACGAGCCGCGGAGAUGUGGGCCAACCGUAAGAAGACCACCAAAUCUCCCAGAGCCUCACCACGACCUUCACCCCGCACAGCUCCUAGUCCAGCUCGCAAAGGUUUUGAGUCUCCAUUUGGGGGCAGCAGCUUGGGUGGGGCAUCCCCACAGGGUGAUGGCACACCCUUAGUAGAUGAGAGGUAGCAGGCUUACAUCAUCACUUUUUAUAUUGUAAAAAUAUGUUUGACUAAUUUAUGUUAUAAAAUCUAAUUAACUUUUGCUUCAAGUGGUAGGGGAUAUGAAAUGCAAUUUAAGCAUAUAAUUGCAUAUUGAUGGGGUAAGAAAAUAUUACAACUUCCAUAAACUAAUCUUUUGUGAUGCGCACAAUGUGAUUUAUUGGAUGUUGCUUAGAUGCUAUUUAAAAAAAAUCUCCGAUUUAAGAAAUGUUUUGAUGCAUUAAACCAAGAGAUUAACAUGGGUAUAAUGUUAGUACUAGCAAUAGUAAACAUGUAACAAAUAUAGCUGAAUUUGAAUUUCUAAAUUCCACAUUUUUCACCUGUCCAGGUGAUUCCCUUCAUUAUAUUUGUGUUGUAAUCAUGGUUGCUGUUCUCAUGUUGUACAGUCAUGGUUCUUUGUAAAUACGAAAGAAAAUAAACUUUUUCAUCCUUCA
Molecule: messenger RNA, 1496 nt
Organism: Physella acuta
Lineage: Eukaryota; Metazoa; Mollusca; Gastropoda; Physidae
Product: transcription elongation factor SPT6-like
Biological process (GO): transcription elongation by RNA polymerase II; nucleosome organization; transcription elongation-coupled chromatin remodeling
Cellular component (GO): transcription elongation factor complex
Molecular function (GO): nucleosome binding; histone binding
Source: RefSeq, a predicted model, not a curated record